Paramecium sonneborni is the source of this 891-nucleotide messenger RNA. Lineage: Eukaryota; Ciliophora; Oligohymenophorea; Peniculida; Parameciidae. The record is from the annotation of a GenBank genome assembly.
AUGUUACGAAAUCAAAUUAAGUUUUAAGAGUCUUGUAAAACAAAUAUUGAUUCAAUAAAGAAUUCUAAGAGAGUAAUAAAACCACAUCAAUAUGAUUCAUGUAUCAACAACCCUCUCACUUAGUAGUUUUCUAAUGUUAAAUUGGCAUCUACUUUGAGUAUGGGUAGAUCUGUAUUCUAGAAACAAUUAUAACAAAUGAAAUAGCAAUAUAUAGUGAGAACUGGAUAUAUUAGGAUAGCUGAUCCAGAGAUAUUGAAAGAGUUAUUUGAAUUGAAUAUAGAAAAUCUAAAGAAGAAAUACUCGAAAUAUUCAGAUAUUAAUUAACUGAACAUUCCAAAAGAAAUGAUUAAAAUAUUCAUGAAAUUUGGAUAUAGAGAAAUUAAUAAGUUUAUGUAAAUGUCUAUUGUGCAUUUAUUGUUUGAAUAUAAAUCUUUAUUACAAUAUUAAGAUAAAUGGGAAAAAGAUGCUGUUAUUGCAUUAACAUCUAUUGCAUUCAUUAAAUAGGAUUGUUUAUAUCCUUAAGUCAUGAUUGUUUCACCAGAUGAUCAAAGUGCCAUAACUGUUAAAGUUAUGCUCGAUCAUUUAAAUAUCUAUUACAAUAAUGUUUAUUAAGUAUCAAAAAAGAAUUCUAUUGUUUAAGACCGUAAUCAAUUGAAAGAAGCAUAAAUUGUUAUAGGCACUCCAGAUCGUCUAUAUUAUGUAAUUCAUUAGAAGUAUUUAAAUCCCAUAUUUCUGGAGAGUGUUGUUUUUCAAGAAUUCAGUUAAACUACAGAUCUUGGUUUCCAAAAAGAAAUUGAAAAUAUUCUUAGAAUACUACCAAAAUCAACUUCUAAACAUUUUUUCUUUAGUCAAGUAUUCAAUAUAGAAGAACAUGACAUAUUAGAUAUAUGA